UUUGUUGCAUCGUACGAGAUCCGAUAUGAUCAAAGUUAUGACAGACAGCUACGGAGAUCAUCAGUUCUCGAUUGCGUGUAUCGGGAACAGUCGGUCAACAUGCCUAACCCCACUGGAUGCCACUUAUUAGUUGUUAGCUGACCCGCUAGUAACGUAUGGCACAAAACAAGGAAAUUGCAGCAGCAGCAGUGGGGUGGCCGAAGGAAGGGAUCAGUAGAACCGUAUCUACAGCUAUUAGCACAACUCUACAAUAUUUAUCGCUGACGUGCACAGCAAAGGUUCUUCCAUUAGUCUGAGAAAAGUAGCGCUCCAGUGUACAAGCAUGGCCAGCUACGGUGUGCUGACGUUAAUGAUAGUUUCCUCGCUAUGCGUGUUCGUGCAAGGACGUUACAGUCACGUUGCCUGCCAGGUAGUGGAAAACAAAUGGUGCACCGUGCAACGGCUACGUAUCACGGCACGGACGGAUGUGCGCGGUCUAGUGUUUCCGGACGAUCGGUACGAAAAGAUCCGCAUCGGGCAGUACUACGAUUUCGUCAACACGGACAGUACGAUCGUAAUCUUUUCCGGCGAGUUGUUCUACCGUAUGCGCCGCGUGCGAUACCUACAGAUGAAUGGCGUUCGCAUGGUAGGACUCGAUAUGCCCGACACCGUCAUCGAGCUGGAUGUGGCGGACAACUGGCUGUCCCGGGUGUACAUAGACCCAGACAAGAGCUACACCCUGCGGAAGCUGAUCAUGCGCAACAACCUUCUCACCAGCAUUAAUGGCUUCAACUAUCUCAACAUGCUCGAGGAGCUAGAUCUCAGCGAAAACAUGCUGCAUACGGUGAACUUUGACGUGUUUUCGUUCAUGCCUUACAUCCGGUUAAUCAAUCUGGCUCGGAACCGCAUUUUCAGCACCACCGCUGGCAAUGGCGUUAUUUCGCUUGGCUUCCUCGAGCAAGCGAAUCUAGCAGAAAACAUGCUCACAAAGCUAGAUGUUGGUGUAUGGCUUUUCCCUUCACUCACAACUUUAAACCUCACCGGCAAUCCUAUCAGACGCUUAUCUUUGUCCAGUCAGCAAUCGUUUCCGCGAUUGAAACAAGUUUUAUUAUAAGCUAAUUCGGACAAACGUAUCCUCAUAGCGGUAUAGAUAGGUUGCAGUUUUAAAUAUGAUCCGAAACCACUCAGCCAUUGGAUAAAGAGAUGUGCCUGCUGUUAAAUGUAAUGAUAAAUUUUACACCUUUACGCUAUAUUGUACCAUGACAUUAGCUAUUCGUACUCUCCGAGACCAUAUUAUCCUUUUUUGUUAGAGUGAAAUAUACUUUUUCGUAAAGAUCCGAACACUGCUGCGUAUAUUUUGUAAAUCACAUGGAUAUGAUGUAUGAAAAACAUGAAACAAAUUUACUGUCACAUGGUUCAAAAUAUUGUCCCAUCACAAAAAGAACUCUAGCAACGAAUACGUGGAAAUGCUAUUAAAGUAAAAGAAAAUCCAUUCCA
This is a messenger RNA of Anopheles stephensi (Asian malaria mosquito), 1476 nucleotides long. Its product is annotated as leucine-rich repeats and immunoglobulin-like domains protein sma-10. Gene Ontology annotation, molecular function: protein binding. The record is from RefSeq and is a predicted model, not a curated record. The transcript is spliced from 2 exons. The coding region runs from base 323 to 1093 and encodes 256 amino acids. NCBI's taxonomy places the organism in Eukaryota, Metazoa, Arthropoda, Insecta, Diptera, Culicidae.